Molecule: messenger RNA, 7877 nt
Organism: Dreissena polymorpha
Lineage: Eukaryota; Metazoa; Mollusca; Bivalvia; Myida; Dreissenidae
Product: eIF-2-alpha kinase GCN2-like
Exons: 39
Coding region: 129-5135 (1668 amino acids)
Biological process (GO): DNA damage checkpoint signaling; regulation of translational initiation by eIF2 alpha phosphorylation
Cellular component (GO): cytosol
Molecular function (GO): eukaryotic translation initiation factor 2alpha kinase activity; ATP binding; protein binding
Source: RefSeq, a predicted model, not a curated record
AACAACGUCAACAAACGCUUGACUGUUGAUGCAAUAGUUGCUGAUGCUGCGUGGAAUUGGAAUGUUUUCCGAAUUGUAUAAAAGAAGUGAGUUGUCACUUAGUAAACGUGUCAAACAUUCAUGAAAGAAUGGCUUCUGAGUCAUAUAAGGAACGUCAGGAUGACGAACUGCAGGCUUUACAUGCGAUAUUUAUGAGUGAUUUUAAAGAUCUGCGUCAGAAAGAUGCAUGGAAAGUGAAUAGGCCUCCGCAUGUGAGUUUGACUCUGAAGCCCCAGGAAAGCUUUGGGCACCAUGGCCAGGAGACAUAUGUACAACUUGAUCUCAUAUUCAAAUGCCCACCAACGUAUCCAGACGUGGUCCCUGAAAUAACACUGGAGAAUACAAAAGGAUUGUCCAAUCAACAGCUGGCAGAAUUAAAGACAGAAUUGGAUAAAAAGUCUAAGGAGCUUAGCGGAGAGGAGAUGAUGCUGGAGCUUUCCCAGCUGGUGCAGACAUACCUGUACGCCCACAACAAGCCCCCACCCAAGUCGUUCUACGAGGAGAUGAUGAGCAACAAGCGUCGCCAGCAAGAGAUAGAGGAUCAGGAACAGCAGCGGAAAAUGGAGCUACUCAGGCAGAAAGAGGAACAUGAGCUGUUGAUGAUAGAAGAUGAGAUACAGAAGCGGCAGGAAGCAUUGAAGGAGGAGAACAGGCGACAGAAGAGCAACGCUAGACAGCCCUCUUUAGAAAAGCAAUCAGCCCCUAUGCCUCGAAGGUCUAGUUCCCCAAUAGCUGCGAUAUCAAACACCAAACAAGGGACACCAUCCCAGUCACCGACGGCAAGAAAACAGGACGAAGAUGGGCGGCAACAAAGGAGAAAGAGCACCACCCAUCGCUGCAGUGAAGACGAGAACACCCCCUGUAAACACCACACUGACGGGGUGGUUGUGAUAGCGUUCAACACCAAGAAUGAACGCACUGUUCACAGGGGCACCUGUCUAGGCCAUGGUCUGCACGGGAGCACUGUGUAUGUGGGCCUGGACACCAAGUCUGGGGAGCUGGUGGCGAUAUCGGAAUGGGUCCUGAAGUGGCGUAAAGCCCGUAAAGCCUCCACCAAGCCUGCCGAGGACCAGAGGGAUACAGAGAGAGACGAAUACAUGAAACAGGUGUUAUCAAUUGAAAGGGAGAUGUGUGGCCUGUUGAAACUGAACCAUCGACAUCUGCUGCAUUAUCUUGCCUUUACAUACAAGGAGGAGGUUGGAAAGAUCAACAUCUAUGUGCUAAUAGAGUAUUCAGGGGGCCAGAAUCUCGAGAUCUACCUCACACGGAAGACCUUGACCUUUGAGUUGCUGCAUGGGUACACUCUGGAACUCCUGGAGGCUGUCAAAUAUCUCCAUGAAAAGGACGUUGUCCACAAAAAUCUCAGGGCUUCAAGUGUGUUCAUUGAUGUCCACGGAAGAGUCCGAUUGGCUGAUUACAGUAUCAAUAAAAGAUUGUGUGACCUGUAUACAACAGUUGAAGAGUCCCGACCAGGGGUCAAAUUCACUGACAACUCCUCGCAAACAUCAAGAGGGAACAAGAAAGGAGACAUAUAUCAACUGGGUCUUCUGUUACUGUCAUUAGCGGAGGGAUCAUCAUGCGAUGAACUACUUCCAGUUGUUCCAAGCAACCUUCCAGAUGUGUUCAGGGACUUCCUGUCUAAAUGUUUGCAUAGAGAUGACAAGGUGCGCUGGUCUUGUACCCAGCUUCUAGACCAUCCAUUCUGUAGGGAGCCAAUCCAGCCAAUCAUACACUGUCAAGCUAAUGUGCCUGAAAAAACUCAGAAAGCCAAGAAGGACAACUCCUUGGAUGAAAGUGAAGAAGAAGGGGAAGAGUUCCUCCCCUUUUUAACAGAUUUUGAAAGAAAUAAGCUGUCCCGUCUCACAAAUGAAUUCAAUGUCUUAAAACUUCUGGGCAAGGGAGGUUUUGGGGAUGUUUUAAAGGUUAAAAAUAAAUUGGAUGGUCGAAUGUAUGCCAUGAAAAGGAUUACUUUGAACCCCAAAAGUCAACAUUUUAAUAGGAAAAUCACUCGAGAGGUGAAGCUGUUGUCUCGUCUGAACCACGAAAAUGUUGUUAGGUACUACAACUCCUGGAUAGAAACCACUGACGAACCCGCACUUAGUGACACGUCAUCCUCAUUCAGCGGGACACCUAAAGAUUCUGCGUCAGAGAAAAAAGUCAGCCUUCCUGCAAAUUUCUGUAAAAACAGCCUCGAGAUAAUGGGAGAUAUUGAAAACUUUGGUCCUCAGAUCGAGGGCCCUUCGGGUGAAUUCAGCAUCUCCUACGAGUAUUCAAAGUCACACGUUUGCAAGGAUGAUGACGGCAAUGACUCAGAUGGUUCGGAUGACGAUUCUAUGCAAGGCGGAAAUGUGUUUGCGUUGUCGUUUAUGGAUGAGAAGUCAGACUCGUCGCUGGGUAUCGUGUUUGAGCAGGAGUUUGAGGACGCCACCACCGCCCUGCCGGAGAUAGAAUCCCAUGAGAAGAAAGUUCCUGAGAAGGAUGAACCAGAACUGAAGAAACAGUAUCUCUACAUUCAGAUGGAGUAUUGCGAGAAGUCGACACUGCGUAACUGUAUUGAUGCUGGACUGUACCAGGACCCAGCCCGAAUGUGGAGACUCUUCAGGGAGAUAGUGGAGGGUCUAGUGCAUAUACAUGAACAGGGUAUGAUUCACAGAGAUCUGAAGCCAGUGAACAUUUUCUUGGAUUCUAAUGACCAUGUCAAGAUUGGAGAUUUUGGAUUGGCUACUUCAGACAUCCUUUCAAAGGCCAGUAUAAAGGAGAAUGCACUGGUGCUGACCAGUGCCGGCGACAUCCAUGACUACUCGUCACGGUCUGGUAGCCUUGGAGACGGGAAUCUCACGGGACGGGUCGGAACCGCGCUAUACGUCAGUCCUGAGAUGAUGAUGCAGCAUAGCAAGGUUACAUACAGCCAGAAAGUGGACAUCUACAGCCUGGGGAUCAUAUUCUUUGAGAUGUGCUACAAGCCCCUGGACACUAACAUGGAGAGGGUCAAGGUCCUGGGUCAUCUCAGAACCAAGGAUGUCAUCUUCCCUGAAGACUUUGAUACUGUUGGAAAACAGCUCAAGAUCGUGCAGUGGCUGCUGAACCACGACCCCAACGAGCGCCCCACAUCCAAGGAGCUGCUGCAGUCCGAGUACAUGCCUCCCCCUCAGAUGGAGGAGGAAGAGUUGAACGAGGUCCUGCGCUCCACGAUAUCGGACCCGCAGAGCAAGUCCUACCACCGCAUGAUGAACGUUCUCUUCUCACAGACUGUCAGUCUGGCUGACGACCAUGUUUAUGAUAGCGACUUGUAUAAGGGCAGCUUUUCCAUCAAGAUGUCAUUGACACAGGGACUAGUGCACGACACACUCGUGCGCAUCUUCCAGAAGCACGGGGCUGUGAGACUCAGCACAGCGCUCCUGGUCCCACGUCAGAAGCUGUAUGACCACGCGGAACAUUACACGUGUCUCAUGGACCAUAGCGGCCGGCUAGUUGGGCUGCCAUUUGAUCUCAGGUUGCCCUUUGCUCGUUACGUAUCCAGGACCAAUGUGAACUACCUUAAACGUUACUGUUUUGACAAAGUGUAUCGCAAGAGAAAAGUAGGAGGCUUUCAUCCCAGGGAGCUCACCGAGUGUGCCUUUGACAUCUUCACAAACUCUGUCAGUUUAAUUCCAGACGGGGAGGUAAUUGUGGUAGUGCAGGACAUCAUCAAUGAGUUCCCUCCCCUGCAGCAGAGAAACUACUACGUCAAACUGCACCAUACCUCACUAGUCUCCGCUGUGCUGCUUCACUUUGGAUUGCCUGAGAAUAAACAUGCAGAAUUUCUCAAGGCUUUGACUGAAAUCAAGAGAGAUUCCAAGUCCAGCUUGUCAAGUCUGACGACAUUCAAUUUAUCGGAGCAAGUCCUACAUCAGAUGUUGAAUCAUCUUGAGACGGAAGGAACGUAUCAGAAAGUUGCCAACGUUCUAAGGACCAUAACCAAAUCUCGAGGACAGGCAGCUACUUUGGCCAAACAAGGACUGCAUGAACUCGAAGCAGUAAUCACAAAUGCUGAGCAGCUAGGUCUGAAGUUACCAAUUUCAGUGCGAGUAUAUGACAGUUUGACCACGCUGAUGUACAGAGGGGUCACCUUCCAAGUUACAAUCGAUAUUAAGCGGAAGAAGAAAACUGUGUCAGAGGUGCUGGCAACUGGCGGAAGAUAUGACCAUCUGGUAGAGCAGUAUGAUGCAAGAAGAGGCAAACCGGCCUCCAAGAAGUCUGCCGUAGGUGUCAGCAUUGCCUUUGAGAAGAUUGUAUCAGCCAUGUUGGAGAUGGAGGAGUUCGAGCCACCGAGCGCCUAUGACAUACUGGUGUGUACGAUCGGACAUCGGCCUAUGCUGAAGGAGAGGAUGGGUCUAGUGAGAGACAUGUGGAAGGCGGGACUGAAAGCUGAAAUUCUCCAUGAAACACUGGAGGGUCAAGAGGAAAUACAAGACUUCUGUCGGGCCCAGGGAAUCUCACAUCUUGUGAUACUGAAGGAUACAGACGGGUCCAAUGUCAAGGUGCGAACGAUUGAGAAGGAGAAGAUAACGGAGAAGAUCCUUCCCAUCAGCCAGCUUGUGGAGCACCUGAAACAGAGGCUGCAGACGAAUACUGUCGAGUGGGAACCGAAAACAGUGAGUCAGUCAACAAGUAACAAACCAGUCAGUAAUUACACCAUCCCACAAGAAAACCAGCCACAGACUACUGUCCCUGGGGGAAACAUUGCAGUCAAUUUUGAGUUUAUCAUGGAAUCAAACAUAAAACCUGCUUCAAACACACGGAAAAGGCAUGAAGCACAGAUAGUCUCAAAGGUGACCCUGUGUUUUCCAUGGCUGACAGCUAAAUGCAUGGAGGUGAUAGCACUAGAAAUGCCUGUCUCAGCUAUGAAGGUUCUUAUUGCUUAUCUUGAUGUGGACACCACAGAACAAGCAUUUGAGACCAGCAUCAGUGCUGUGGCGGAAAAAUUGGCUCGUUAUAAGAAGUAUCUCAGUAAAAUUACAGAUAAAAUCCACCAGCUGGUGUUCAAAAAUAAGUGCACAUGUAUAGUGAUGUACAGCAUGAAAGAUGAACGGGUCAAGCUGCUGACCUCCUCAUAGGAAGAGUCUUAGAGAUGGGGCGUUAACCAAUCACGUUAGCUGGUACUUAAAUGAACAGAUGUUGACCAUUACCAUAUCCGUUGGCCACCCUUUUUUGUCUCAUUCAUGCUGGGUGCCAAUAAAACAUCAUUGUAUAUGCAAUCACUGAUCAUACCUUACUAAUGUUGAUUAUGACCCAUGUUCCUCGGCCAAGCAAUCUGUUCACAAUCUUUUCAAAGGGGCGGGUAAUAAAAACGUCAUAUCUGUUUACAUGCCAGUACAUUUUCUGAAACUUUGGUUGCAUGUUUUGGGUGUAUGUAUUGAAUUUAUAGUUGAAAUACUGUAAAUAUUAUAUGCAAUAACGGUACCUGACACUGCUGGGUUUUAGAUUGUAUUUACAAAACUGUCUAUGCCUACCCACUUUCAUUUUGCUUACAUUCUAAUAAAAGUGUCUUUGAUAAAUUAAUUUCAGUUUGUGUGCAUCUAAUAAAGAAUGUUAUAUAAUGGGUUCUAAUGGCAACUACAUUUGUUUUUAUUGAUCUAAAUUACAUGUUGAAAUCAAUUCCAUUUGACUUCUGUGAAAUUUACAAUUAGUUUUUUAAAACAAGAACUUCAUGUUAGAGACAUUAUUUGCCUUCAUUCCGGUAGAGAGAAUGCUUCAAUGGAGUAGUCCUGCCCAUAUAAGUUUUUUUAAUUGAAGCAAACAUAAGUACAACAAACGAAGAAAACAUGGGUAUGGUUAUUUUAAACAUACCAAUAUUAUUGUUUGUAUGUUGUUUUAAAUAAAUAUAAGCUUGUCGUUGGUCAACUUUCUAAUUUAUAUUAUUGGUGUACAUUUUUGCAAUGAAUUGGUCAUUCAGCUUGUAUGCACUGUACACAAUGUUUAAUAGACAGACCUUAAAGUAAUGUGUUCUCUGUAUGUUGCUGAUACAGUUUAUCGAGGAAAUCAAGGACGAUAAAAAUCUACAUCUGUUGUUAUUUUUCAAAUGAUAUUGAUAUAAUUAUGAACAAAUGUCUUAAAUUUUGUUCUUCUUUGGAUUGUACCUAGUAUUUUUAUUAUGUACUUUUACACAGUAGUGUAUACAAUACAAGUUUUAAGAGAACAUUUAUUUUUAUGAUAAAAACAAGUACCCGGUGUCAUUUUUGUUUUGUUUAUUUUUAUAUCUUUUUUUUUUCAUUCAUGAUUGUUAAUCUUAAAGUAAGUUUUUUGUAUAAGGUUCCAAUUUUUAGGAGAUCAAGCAUAUUUUGAUGUCUGCCUAUUUAUAUGGAGUUCUCGGUUCUAUCCCACGGAUCUAAUUCACUUUGGAAAGAGAAGUCAUGGCCAUUUCAAAUGCUGGUUCAACCCAGAGAACCUCUCUAAGACUAAAGAAUAUAUAAACUUAACCCUUUACCACUUAGAUACGUAUUUUGACUCAUUUUUUGUCCCUUAGAAAGUUCACUGCGAGUUACUCAGCAGGCAGUUCUGGUUUUAUGCUGUUUGCACAUAGCCAUUUCCACUUUGGCUCUGAGUUAAGUAAAUAGGUUUACACUUAUGUUAUAGUUGUAAAUUCUAUAUCUUGUCCUCCUUCAACCAGACUAGAAAUUCACAUACAUGUGCAUGUGCUAAUAAUGGAUGCACUUUGUUUCUCAACUUUGUGCCAGUGUUUCCAGGGCCAGUGCAAUAGUCGGUGCUUAAUACUGUUUUAUCACAUGCUGUUACUUUUGUCCAUGAUGUAGACAAACCAGCAUGUCAGUUCUUAUCUUGAGAGUGUACAUGUAUGUGACAGGGAUUUGAGAAUUUUCAACAUUUUCUUCUACUGACAAUCACUUGACCUUAUUGCGGGAAAAUUACUGUCUGCGUUAAAUGAUGUUUAGUCAGGAUUGUACAGCAUGUUUUGGUAAACUGAGAAGUUUAAAAGCAUGUGAUUAACCCUUUGAGCGCUGGAACCGGAUUUUGAAGGCCUUUGCAAACAGUUUGGAUCCAGAUGAGACGCCACUAAAUGUGGCGUCGCCACAAAACGUGGCGUCUCAUCAGGAUCCAAACUGUUUGCUAUUCUGAUAGUAUUCUUUGAAAAAAAGUGAAGAAAAUGAUGAUUUUAGAAAUUCAGCAGACGACAUUUUAGCAGAUGACAAAUUUCCCAGCAUGCAAAGGGUUAAAAAGAUCUGAAACUAGUUGACAUUUCAAACCUCUCGUAUUAAAAGAGCAGAGGCAAUUUAUGUUUCAAGCCAAACUUUUCCUGGUCUCGUUUAAUAAAAUAUGCCACAAAAUAACAACUAAUGCUUAUGCUAUAUUAGUUAUUUUCAUAUGCUAUAUGUGUAAGUUACAAGAUUUACUAUUGAACAUUACAAGUAUUAUUUUUUCUCAACUAUUUUCUCCACAUAUAUAUUGUGUUAUAGGUAUUAAUGUUUAGCUGUAUUGUCCAACAAUAAUACUGGGAAACUUCUAUAUUCUUGCCUUUGUACUAUGUUUAGAUUUUUUUGUAAUAGACUUACUUUAAGUGUGUUGAGUUUUAAGAAGUGCUAGACUGACUUUGUGUAUACAAUAGACUAAUAUGGGGUGUACAGUGUUAUUUGAAAGUGGUGUUGUUGAUUUCAAUUUCCAUGUUUAUGGAGUGAAUGUUUAUGAUAAAUUAAUGUUUAAGAUUGAAUGUUUUAAGAUUAGUAAUUGUUUUAUGAUAAGUGAAUUUAUAAGAUAGUUAAUACUACUAUGAUCUAUAUACAUGUAUGUAUUACACAAUAUUUUGUCCAAAAAUUGAUGAAUAAUAAAAUAUUCAGUAUGCAAAA